Cuscuta campestris is the source of this 2203-nucleotide messenger RNA. The record is from the annotation of a GenBank genome assembly. Lineage: Eukaryota; Viridiplantae; Streptophyta; Magnoliopsida; Solanales; Convolvulaceae.
GAUCAUACAUCAUGUUACGAUCAUCAAGUACAAUUACGUUGAUUACAUAGGUGUCAUGCAAUCAUCAUCAAGAAAAAGUAUAUUCAUUACAUAGGUAUCAUGUAAUCAUCCUCACAAGCAAAUUGAUUAAAUGUGCCAUCAUGUAAUUAUCAUUAAAUAUUUAUCAUCAUGAUUCAUCAAAUUGACCAUAUGAUAAUAUGUGUCAUAUCAUGAAUGUUACUAUACAUUUUGUGGACGUAUAUAUAUGUAUAUGUAUAUGUCUGAGAAUCAUUCUACAAUUCUAGCGUGGUACCACUCAGCAGUUUCGCUGAGCGUGUAGUUUGUAUUUUUCGUUGACUACACGUAGGUAACAAGAAGACAAUGAUGGAACCACUCCCGGAUGGCAUUGAGUCAGAGGAGAUGCAAGGAUGGCAGGCAAAUGUUGAUCAUCAGAUUUUUAAAUGUGUCAUGAUUUGAUUAUUAUUGUACUUCCGCAUUACUCUGAAAAUAUUUUUUAAAAGGGUCGCGAUCCAGAGUCUAAUCACAACAGCGCUGCUCCAGAGCCAAUUGGUUCCUCAGUCUAUCUCAGACACAGAUAUGAUCCAGAAAUUCUGCAGAGAAAACAGAGUUACCUCUCUUGCACAGCGAACGAGUCCGACGAACACAUUCGGGUACGAGAUCCCGAUGAAGAAGAAGCUGUACAGGGGAGUGAGGCAGAGGCACUGGGGGAAAUGGGUUGCGGAGAUCAGACUUCCCCAGAACAGAAUGAGAGUUUGGUUGGGGACUUAUGACACUGCUGAGACGGCAGCUUAUGCCUAUGACAGAGCCGCCUACAAGCUUCGCGGCGAGUACGCCCGCUUGAAUUUCCCGAACCUCUCCGAUCAGACGAGCGUGCUGGGUUUGGGACAUGGCCCAAAAUUGAUGGCCGUAAGGAACGCCGUGGAUGCUAAGAUCCAAGCAGCUUCCGAGAGGGUCAAGAGGGAGAGCAGAUCCAAAAAGGAAGCCAACAAAAUCAGGCCAAAGGAGAAUUCGGGAAACGGCGAAAUAAGGAAUCGCGAUUCGACUCUGAUAAUAGAAUCUUCUUCGUCUCCUUCGUCGCCUUCUUCCUUUUCGGGGUUUAGCGAUAUGGUCUCAACGAGUAGCGUUUCUGGAGAUGAUGAGCUGUGCAAGAGUGAUUUUCUGGGGGUGGCUUCUCUGGAAUCUGAGUUUGAAUAUUGCACCCUUGCGAGGAUGCCAUCGUUUGAUCCGGAAUUGAUUUGGGAAGUUCUUGCCAAUUGAGAUACGACUCUGCUGCUUAUGAUAGAUAGAUCAGUUUUGGUAAUUGUUUGAGAGAAGAAAAUUAUAUUUUGUGUUCAAAGUUAUUUUUCUAAAGUGUUAGAAAUAUACACAAAAUAUUAUAAACAAAUAUUUAUAAGAUAAAUAUUUUACUAUAUAUUUAUUACUCCCAAAGUAGUAUUAUUAUAGUUUUUACUAUCCUAUAUUAAACUUGCUAGCACAAGUUUAAUCUUGGACUCCGGAGCAAGUUCGUGUGGAUACGUUGGAGGCUUCAUACGUUUGGCGCUACGUUCAUCUCCUCAAAACCAUCCCCGACCGUUCCUCCGUUCUUCGUUUUCACCGUUAAGGAUAAAAGGAAUGGAUUUUGUUUGGAGUGUUGUGGUGUGAUAUCUCGGCCUUAUGUGGGAAAUAGCAAAGGAAUGUUGUGUGACUGAAAUUAGGACUAAAAUGACUUGUUUUUAUGUAUGAAAUUCGGCCCUAUGGGAUCAAGAAAAAGGAGACAUGUUUGGCUUGACUUUAAGUGAAUAAUAGGACAAGAAGUUACUAUUCAAUCAAAGACUUGUUUGCUGAUUUUGUCCUUUUGUUUUAUUGUUGCUUUCUCAUGAUUUAUGCCUGGAUUUUAGGAAGAAAAUGGGUGGGGAUUUCGUUGGAAAGGUGUAGGAAAAUAAGGGGAAGGUCUUAUUUCAUGAAAGGAACAAAAAAAAGUAGAAAACAACACACAAGGUUUGUCUUUUUGGUCCUCAUUUUCAUCCAAGGCUAAAAAGGAGGGAAAAGACUUUAUUUUGAUUAUCAAAUGAAGUUUAAAGGCUUUUGGAUAUUUUGGGAGAGUUUGGGGUUUUGGUGGAGCCAUCCAGGGGUACAUCAUACUCCCCUUCUUCGAAGAAAGUUUGUCCUCAAACUUUCGCACCACCGUGAUUGAUUUGGGGUUUCAUAAAAGAGUUCCCGGAUC